AUGACCGCCCUGUGUCCUCGCCGCAACCACUUCAAUUCCUUCGACCACGACUACCCACGCCACCGCCGCGAUCUCCACAUCCUCUCUAGGCGGCCCAUACCCUCUUCUCGCUCUCUGACCCCCGAGUCUGCCGAAUCUCUCUUCCUCGAAGCUCUCGCACGUGCGAGCUUGUGUCGGAAACAUGCCCGCCAAUCAUCCACCAUCACACGACCUUCUCGUCCGACCACCUCAGCAUCUGCUCGCUCUGCUCGUUUCACCACAACCUCUACCGCGAACAAGCCACCUCUCUCUUCUGCCGUCGAGCUCUCAACUGACGAAUCUGCCCAUCCCGCACCCAUCCCUAUCUCACGUCAAGAGCUGCGUUCCAUAGUCGAUCAGUACGACUAUGCAGGCUACCAGGAUGAUCCUUCUCCAGACAGGGAUUCCAAUCACGAGGCCCCCUCGAGUACUCAUGUUUACUCCUCUAAUCAGAUACCCGACAGGAAACCCCGGGCUGCCAAAACACUUCUCGACCAGCAAGCCAUUGAUUACUUCCNNAAUCUCCUCAUACAAGACAAGGCCACACCGAACCUCCCGCUUUACACAGCAUACAAGGCAAUACCACAACCGCGACCGAAAUAUCUCGAGAAUCAACCUGUUCGCGAACUGCUGCACCGCCUGAGUGUUGUCGAAUACAAAGAUGAGCAGACAAUGCAGCGCUAUCUCAGCGUUGUCGAUGACAUGUUGUCUGCAGACAUACCCAUGACGAGGUCAGAAUGGAACAGUGCCAUGAGUUUCGCUGGUCGCUAUCUUCGCAAAAUUGGUGACGUUCAGGUCGAAACUGCCACUCAGAUUUGGUUGCGCAUGGAGAGAGAAGCUGGUCUAUCGAGCAGCGCCACCACUUUCAGCAUUCUGUUUGAUGUCGCCACCAAAGCUGGCAAAUUUGCCCUCGCCGACAUCGUGGUCAAGGAGAUGAUGCAGCGAGGCAUGGAACCUACUCGCCAUUUCCGCACAAACAUAAUUUACUGCCAUGGCUUAAAGCGCGAUGGUGCUGCUGUCCGAAAAGCCUACCAGGACUUCGUUGACGCCGGCGAGAUCAUCGACACCCUGGUUCUGAACUGCGUGAUCGCGAGUUUGAUUAAUGCUGGCGAGCCAUCCGCUGCCGAGUACAUUUUUGAGAAGAUGAAGACUCUCGGCACAGAGAACACUACUGCCGUCAAGAUCAAGGGAUGGAAAGCCCAGCGCCAACUCGGAAGAGUUCUGGACUCAGCAGGAAGAAAACUUCGCAAGGAGGCAGAGAGACGAGUUGUCGUGCAGAACGUCACUCCAAUCACACCAAACCUACACACCUAUCGCUUGCUGAUCAAAUACCAUGCUCACGAGUCUGGUAAUAUAGACCGCAUCAGCGAAUUGCUCGACGAGAUGCAACAAUAUGGCAUCCAUAUUCACGGAUCCAUCUUCUAUCAGAUUAUACGUGGAUUCAGUAUUCACGGAGGCAUCCGCUAUUCCUCAUGGAACAAAAAGAGACUUGACAGCUUUUGGGAGAUCUUCUGUCAGUUUGUUGAGCGAGACAAAGAGACGGAACAAAAACAUGGCGAUUGGAUAUCUGAAGAAGAUAGAGGUUGCUAUCUUAGCGUUUCCAUGGUCAAAAUUGUUCUCAAUGCGUACAUCAAGGUCACGGGCCCAGAGAACACCAGGAAGAUGUGGCAAGAGAUCAAGGAAGUCUGGAAACCGAACGUGCAAGACGAAGAAGCUGUGAAUACAGGGCUCGAAUAUGCACUUGGCUAA
This is a messenger RNA of Aureobasidium musti, 1767 nucleotides long. Lineage: Eukaryota; Fungi; Ascomycota; Dothideomycetes; Dothideales; Saccotheciaceae. The record is from the annotation of a GenBank genome assembly.